Lytechinus variegatus (green sea urchin) is the source of this 1753-nucleotide messenger RNA. RefSeq lists its product as uncharacterized. Gene Ontology annotation, biological process: TRAIL-activated apoptotic signaling pathway; positive regulation of extrinsic apoptotic signaling pathway. Gene Ontology annotation, molecular function: death receptor binding; caspase binding. The record is from RefSeq and is a predicted model, not a curated record. NCBI's taxonomy places the organism in Eukaryota, Metazoa, Echinodermata, Echinoidea, Temnopleuroida, Toxopneustidae. Gene Ontology annotation, cellular component: CD95 death-inducing signaling complex; cytoplasm. The coding region runs from base 400 to 1365 and encodes 321 amino acids. The transcript is spliced from 7 exons.
UUUUUUUUUUUGGCGCGCGGACUCAGGACGACGACCCCCCAGCACCGCCGGCCCGGCUUCGAUCAAAUUCGUUUGAAUUCGCGCUUCGUCUUCGAGAACAAAAUCUAUUAGGCCCUAACUUUCUUUCAAAGCAGGCCAGGUAAAGUAAAGGGGACAAGUGACGAAACUAUGAACUACGGUAUAACUAGCUAGAUGCAUUACAUCUUGUAGCCGCCGCGGUACAACGUGUUUUAAAUUCGAACAAAACAGAGGAUCAUCAACUUCAACAAGCGGGUCAGCUAUCCUCAAGGCUAGCUACAGUACGUACUACUUGCUGAGGGCCAUCAAGAGUGGAAUUUGAAUCUGUGAUCACGAAAUAGAUACUCUCGGAGUCAGACCCGGUAUCAAGUGACAAAUCUCAUGGAAACAGAUCAUGCGAUCACUACUACUCCUCCAAGUUCAACAACAUUGACAGGUGGACAUACGAAAGGACUAGAUCCUGGAAUAAUAGCCUUGUGUAGUCUUGUGGUUGUUGGUUUAUUUGCACUCCUUACUUGGUUGUUUGGCAGUGGUGUCUGUAGAAAACCCAUUAAACAGUGUGUAAACAAAUAUUGUCCAGGGUGUCUGAAAACUGCAGAUGUUGAAAAUCCUCAAUCUUCAAGUAGUCAACAGCAAAAUAGAGAUAGUAGUGAAUGUGAGCGCUUAGAAGUCCACGGUCAAACUCAUCAAGGAAGUGCUGAAGAUCUUGUUCCUGGGACGGGUUCACCAAAUGAUGAAACUGAUAGAUCUACACUGUUAAACCAGACAAGGUCUUCAGAUCGUCAUACAGAGAGGAGUGAAAUAUCUGAAGGAAAUCAUUCAAUUGAAACUACUACUUCUACUCCUGUGGUUAAUGCAGAAAUUCACGGUCAAACUCUUCAAGGAAGUGCUGACGAUCUCAUUCCUGUGACAAGUUCACCAAGUGAAAUAUCUGCACUGUUAAACCAGACAAGGUCUUCAGAUAGUCUUACAGAGAGGAGUGAAUUAAUUGAAGGUGAACAAACAUUGACAUCGAGAACAGAUGAGAUGGAUAUAGGUAAUGGGAGAUUUCCACCACUCGGGAAUAUUCUCACAAAUGAAUACUUCAUGGAUCUUGCUCAGGAGAUUGGAACUGAAUGGAAAGAUCUUGCCAUUCGACUGGAGUUCUCCAAGGCAGAAAUUGAACGUAUAAUAGAACGUGAGAGGGAUAUUAAAUACCGAACCUUGGAAAUCCUUCAGUGCUGGCAUCAGAGAACAUCUAAUAUAGAUAUGGGGAGGAAAGUAGAGAUUCUUUGUAAAGCCUUGAUGAAAUGUGGUCGCGAAGAUCUCUCAGAUAAAGUGAAGGCAGAUGCUGAACGUUGCUCUUAAAGGGCAGAUCAGAUAUUUAAUUGCAAGUAAAAGUUUAUUCUGCUUCAAAUUUAAUGAUUAUUUUUUAUUUCAGUUUAUGUGAUAAGAUGGGAAUUGUGAUAGAUUCUUAAUUGCUUUUAUAGUUGUUACUAAGAAUCUUGUAGACUUGUGCUGUUAUCCCUGUCCUUAUCAUUCAAACUUCAGUUGAAUGUGGCACUACUACCAUAGGUAUACACUCAUUACUCUAAUUCCUGUAAUUCACUUAAACUUUAGCAAGUGUAGAAAUCACACAUUCUGAGGCUGGUUUGUAUAAGAAUUAACUAAGACCAUACUUAUUUCACUAACCAAACGAUGCAGGCACAAAGCGCGAGCUGAAAUAUUUUGAUAUUCAGAUCAGAAUGAGGGACAU